AUGAUUCUUGCAAGGACCCAUAGAGUGGCUAAAGGCUGGUCAGAACCAUUUAUUAGUGAUUGGAUUAGGAUGUCGGGUGCUCCAGUUGAGAAAAAGGCCGAAUGUUGCGGUUUGCUGCUUUGGAAAAACCCUAUAGAAACUGGUAAAGUGUUUGGAGGAUUAUUGGUUGGGCUGUUGAUCUUGAAGAAGGUUAACUUGAUCACAUUCUUUUUGAGAGUGCUUUACACUGCUGUUUUCAUCACCGGCUCUUUGGAGUUUGUUUCGAAGCUUCUUUUGGGACAGGGAUUGGUGACUGCUUAUGGUCCUAAGGAAUGUCCUAACACAGUUGGGUUCUUGAAGCCACGGAUUGACAACGUUUUGUUGAGGCUGCCAGCACAACAGGCCAAGUUCAGAAAGUUGCUGUUCGCGUACCAGCCAAAGAACAACUUCAAGGCGGCCGUGGUGUUGUUCUUCCUGCACAAGUUCUUCUCGUGGUUCUCUGUUUGGACGAUUGCAUUUGUCGGAGUCAUUGGUGCGUUCACGCUGCCAUUGGUCUACUCGAUUUUCCAAACUGAGAUCGACUCAGCUGUCGACAGCGGCAUCAGGGUGGCCAGGACAAAGACCGGCGAGUUUUCUAGCAUGGCGUCUGAGAAGACUAAGCCUUAUCUAGAGUCGUUGGACAGCAAAUUGGGACCAGUGUCGAAGUUUGUCAAGAGCCAGUACCACCACGCCAACACGGUGACUCCUCAGUCCACCAGCUCCAAGAUGGCCGCCGAGGUGCCAUUGGAGCCGGAGCAACGCUCGCAUGGUCAGACUUCGUCGUCGACCGCUUUCCCAGCUGCACCAACCACCGAGCCUUUGGGGCAACAAACACAGGAGUUUUCGGUUGACCAGUUGCAGAGUGAGCUGAAACAAAGCACCGAAGGUUUGAAGCACGAUUUGCAACAAAACAACGCCGCUAUCUAA
This is a messenger RNA of Torulaspora globosa, 945 nucleotides long. It is a transcript of the gene RTN1, whose product is annotated as Rtn1p. The record is from RefSeq and is a predicted model, not a curated record. Lineage: Eukaryota; Fungi; Ascomycota; Saccharomycetes; Saccharomycetales; Saccharomycetaceae. The coding region runs from base 1 to 945 and encodes 314 amino acids. The transcript has a single exon.